Messenger RNA from Populus euphratica (Euphrates poplar), 2065 nucleotides. Its product is annotated as trehalose-phosphate phosphatase A-like. NCBI's taxonomy places the organism in Eukaryota, Viridiplantae, Streptophyta, Magnoliopsida, Malpighiales, Salicaceae. Gene Ontology annotation, biological process: trehalose biosynthetic process. Bases 493 to 1653 code for a protein of 386 amino acids. The transcript has 14 exons. Gene Ontology annotation, molecular function: trehalose-phosphatase activity. The record is from RefSeq and is a predicted model, not a curated record.
ACGUUCUUCUCUCCUCUCGCCCUCCCUAUCUCUAGCUCCUCCUCGUUUUGCGUCAAAGAGGAAGAAAUCUUUCUAUCGCUUGAUUCUCGUUAUCUGCGAUUCUUCAGAAAAAAAAGGUACCUGCAUUUUAAAGAUUUCCUUAGCGUCGUUUUCAUUUCGGAUUGGAGAUUCUGUUAGAGGAUUGAAGAUUUCCUGUGGAACGUGAAAGCAAAAAUAUUAACAGCAUUUUCAAGCCCUUUUUUGGCCCAUCGUGCUUGAGGCGAUGAAAACCUAUAGCAUUCAGGAGCCCAGUGCUUGAUGGACUGCUUGCCAAGCAGCAGUGACAAGAUAACUCUGAAGAGGUGGUUCUUCCUCGAUAAAAGGGUUGGGUGAAGAAAUACCUGACAUCCAAUAAAAUCUGUUAUAGGUUCAAUUUGCAAGGACAAUCUACUGUUAGCAUUUGCUUUCUUUGGCGUUAUAAAUUAUCUUGCGAAUCUGGAUCACCUGGAUCCGAUGGACCUCAAAUCAAAUCACAGUGCUCCUGUGCUCACUGAUUCUGCACCCCUAGGCAAGUCAAGACUGGGUGGGCAUCAUGGUUUGUUCCCAUGCUCACCCUCAGGUGGUGCAGCUUUUUCACCGAAUCUAUGGUUAUCUAUUCCUAAGAAGAAAACUGGAGUUCUUGAUGAUGUUCGCGCCAUUGGUUGGCUGGACGCAAUGAAAUCAUCAUCUCCUCCUCACAAGAAGUUUAACAAGGAUAUUAACAUAGAGCUUUCCUCGCCUGAUCCGGAAGCUGCCUACCACACUUGGCUUCUUAAAUAUCCAUCUGCUCUUGCAUCUUUUGAGCAAAUCGCAAACUUUGCAAAAGGCAAGAGAAUCGCCUUGUUCCUGGAUUAUGAUGGUACUCUAUCGCCGAUUGUAGAAAAUCCUGACAAUGCCUUCAUGUCUGAUGUUAUGCGUUCUGCUGUAAAGAAAGUGGCAAAAUAUUUCCCCACAGCAAUAAUCAGUGGAAGAAGCCGUGAUAAGGUAUACGAGUUUGUAGGUCUAACAGAACUCUAUUAUGCGGGUAGCCAUGGAAUGGAUAUCAUGGGCCCUGUUAGACAGUCUACAUCUGAUGAUCACCCAAAUUGUAUCGAGUCUACAGACACGCAGGGAAAUGAAGUUAAUUUAUUCCAGCCAGCUAGAGAAUUUUUACCUAUGAUCGACGAGGUUUUUAGCUCCCUUGUCAAGAGUACCGAAGAAAUUAAAGGUGCAACAGUUGAGAACAAUAAAUUCUGUGUCUCUGUACAUUACCGAAAUGUUGAUGAAGAUAAAUGGAAAGCAGUUUGGGAGUGUGUCGAAGAUGUCAUUAAGAAGUACCCUCGCCUGCGAUUGACUGUUGGGAGGAAGGUUUUAGAAAUUCGUCCCACGAUCAAUUGGGACAAGGGGAAAGCUCUUGUGUUUCUACUUGAAUCACUAGGUCUCAGCAAUUGUGAUGACGUGCUCCCAAUUUAUGUUGGAGAUGACCGGACAGAUGAAGAUGCAUUUAAGAUUUUGAGAGAGAGGAACUGUGGUUAUGGGAUACUGGUAUCAAAAUCACCCAAGGAAAGCAAUGCAUAUUACUCUCUCAGGGACCCAUCGGAGGUCAUGGAGUUUCUCAAGUCCCUUGUGAUGUGGAAGAAGUCAAGUGCUCAAUAAAUGCUAUAAGGAAUGUACAAAGAAGAGGAGAAUAAUAUACAACAUGAAAGAUUUUAUACGUUUUUUUCUAGGAAGUACUCGCAAGUGGUUUUGAAGCAGAGAUGCAAAGAAGAGAAGACUUCCAUUAGAGACCUGAGGACCAUCAUCAUCCUACAUAACUAUUUCUGCUCGAAUCUUCUUGUCUUAAUUGUAAAUUCCCUUCUUUAAUGAUCUUCCGAAGAAUGCCAUCAUGUCUUGAGUAUAUUAAACCCCCCUUCUCCCUUCUUUCUUCAGUUUUGGUCGGUUUACCCUCAAGGUAGAGUCAGUCAAUCCUAAAUAUUUGUUAAUUCUUUUAAAUAUAGAAAUACCUCCUCUUGUACCUCCUAGUUUUUAUCCUAAUGUUUAAGUUAUUGUUCUUGUUUUGUGCAUUUCA